AUGCAGAACAGCACUACGGCCACUGCUCAAUGGGAGGAUAAUUUUACUGGCUUUAACGAACCGACGGCAGCAACUGUUGAGGAUUCUUGCAGUUAUUACAAAGAUCUAUUUACUCGGGUGGAUCGGUACUUCAGAGAUGAAGCCGUACUGCCCAACAGCCAGUAUGCACCUGCUAAGCUUGGUCUAUUCAUUACAAUCGCCUAUAUUGUGGUUAUUGUUUUUGGUACCUGUGGUAAUUUCUUAACAAUUUGGGCUGUUGCUCGGUAUCCACAGAUGCGUACAACAAGAAAUUUUUUUAUUCUUAAUUUAGCUUUAUCCGACUUUUUUGUAUGUAUUAUAACAGCACCUAUAACUUUGUACACUGUUUUACAUGUUUUUUGGCCAUUUGGUAAAGUGUCUUGUAAAUUAGCGGGUUCACUACAAGGAUUCGGAGUUUUUCUUUCAACUUUUUCUAUAACGGCUAUUGCAUUUGAU
Enterobius vermicularis (human pinworm) is the source of this 474-nucleotide messenger RNA. NCBI's taxonomy places the organism in Eukaryota, Metazoa, Nematoda, Chromadorea, Rhabditida, Oxyuridae. The record is from the annotation of a GenBank genome assembly.